Messenger RNA from Paramuricea clavata, 449 nucleotides. Lineage: Eukaryota; Metazoa; Cnidaria; Anthozoa; Malacalcyonacea; Plexauridae. The record is from the annotation of a GenBank genome assembly.
AUGGAGUAUCACAGGUCAGGGCGCAAAGAGUUUGCAGACACAGGAGGUUUUCCGGAAGGUGGUAAGACGAUGUGACAGUUAUCAUUUCCGACAUGAGGACGGCUAUUGCCAAUACACACGUCGUCCUAAAUUUUGCAGUUAUGCCGGGUUUAAUCCUAAUCCCCUCUGACCUAAGAAUUUUAGCAAAACCUAUCCCAGGGUUCAGCAAUGUCCUAACGAUAGCUAAAAACGGGAUGACGUUCGGAAAGAAUGAGAAGGUGAAUUAUACAAGUAAUCCCAUUCCUACUCCCACGAACGAUGUAGACGAAAGCCAUGACAUUACACCGGUUCCUGUUGUGCAGGACUUCAAACCUCCAGAAUUAAGGAAGAAGUCUGAUGCUCAGAAUAUUGCUCUUGGGACAGCGGCAGCGGCGUUCUUUGGACUUGCAUACCUAGUAUUUCGACGUUAA